This is a messenger RNA of Daldinia childiae, 1245 nucleotides long. Its product is annotated as Pyruvate dehydrogenase E1 component subunit alpha, mitochondrial. Bases 1 to 1245 code for a protein of 414 amino acids. Gene Ontology annotation, cellular component: intracellular membrane-bounded organelle. The transcript has 3 exons. The record is from RefSeq and is a predicted model, not a curated record. Gene Ontology annotation, biological process: pyruvate decarboxylation to acetyl-CoA. Lineage: Eukaryota; Fungi; Ascomycota; Sordariomycetes; Xylariales; Hypoxylaceae. Gene Ontology annotation, molecular function: pyruvate dehydrogenase (acetyl-transferring) activity.
AUGUUCUCGCGCGCUCUGCGAGUCCCGAGAGCCGCAGCGCCUUUAGCGCGUGUCCGAGCUGCCAGACCUGUCGCUAUCGCACCUUUUCGUUCAGUCACUACAAACGCUGCUAGCUCUCAUGCUGACAAGAACGACGUCCCCGAUGCCGACGAUAAGCCCUUCCAAGUCACCUUAAGUGACGAGAGUUUCGAGACAUAUGAGCUCGACCCCCCUCCCUAUACUCUCGACGUCACCAAGAAGGAGCUUAAGCAGAUGUACUACGACAUGGUCGUUGUCCGACAAAUGGAGAUGGCUGCCGACCGAUUGUACAAGGAGAAGAAGAUUCGAGGUUUCUGUCAUCUUUCCACAGGUCAAGAGGCUGUCGCCAUCGGUAUCGAACACGCAUUGACCAAGGAGGACGAUGUCAUUACCGCCUACCGAUGCCACGGUUUCGCCCUGAUGCGCGGAGGUACCGUUAGAUCCAUUAUUGGUGAGCUACUGGGCCGACGUGAGGGUAUCGCCUACGGAAAGGGUGGUUCUAUGCACAUGUUCACCAAAGGCUUCUACGGCGGUAAUGGUAUCGUCGGUGCUCAGGUCCCCGUCGGUGCUGGCUUGGCUUUUGCGCACAAGUACAACAACACCAAGAAGGCCGCUGUUAUCUUGUACGGUGACGGUGCCAGCAACCAGGGUCAGGUUUUCGAGGCUUUCAACAUGGCUAAGCUAUGGAACUUGCCCGCUCUAUUCGGCUGCGAGAACAACAAGUAUGGUAUGGGUACUGCUGCUGCUCGAUCGUCUGCUCUUACCGACUACUAUAAGCGUGGUCAGUACAUCCCUGGUCUUAAGGUAAACGGCAUGGACGUCCUUGCCGUUAAGGCCGCUGUCAAGUACGGCAAGGAAUGGACCGUUGCCGAAAACGGCCCUCUGGUUCUUGAAUACGUCACAUACCGAUACGGUGGCCACUCCAUGUCCGACCCUGGUACCACGUACCGAACCCGUGAGGAGAUCCAGCGCAUGCGAUCGACCAACGACCCCAUCGCCGGCCUUAAGCAGAAGAUCCUCGACUGGGCAGUCUGCACUGAGGAUGAGCUGAAGACGAUCGACAAGGAGGCCCGCAAGCACGUCAAUGACGAAGUCGCCAUCGCUGAGGCCAUGCCCGUCCCCGAGACCACGCCGCAAAUCCUGUAUGAGGACAUCUACGUCAAGGGAACGGAGCCGCAGUUCAUGCGUGGCCGCAUACCCGACGAGAACUUCUACUUCAGCUCGUAA